AUGAUGCUAUUGCAACUUUCGCCUGUCCUGGCUCUGGCCUACGCCGCCGCCACCCAUGCAUCCUGCGGAGGAAACCGGAGUCUCGAGGCUCUAUUCGGCCCUCAUGUGUCACCUGGUACCGAGAUAGCAUCGUCAUACGAGGCCGAAUUUUCGACCAUAGUCGGCCCCCGAUGGUCGACCUGGGAAUCUCCUGCUUGGUCUGGCGCAAUCAAACCCGCCCUGGUAUCCGAUCUCAAGCAGAUUGUGCAAAUUGCGGCAAGGAAUAAUAUCCCCUUCAUUGCAACCAAUGGCGGACACGGAGCCAAAGCUGGCCUCAGCGCGUUUGACGGUCUCAACAUCAACCUCCAAAACUUCAACACGGCCAGUGUCGACACAGUCAGCAACCGUUUGACACUGGGGCCCGGAGCUACUUUGGGGGACAUGGUGACUGAGGUGUUCUCUGCUGGAAAGGAGAUACAAACAGGAAAUUCGUGGUGCCCAGGUGGGAUCGGUGUGACCCUCGGUGGCGGCAUCGGCAUGCUGAUGGGCCUACACGGGCUCAUGAUCGACAAUCUACAGUCCGUCGAGCUGCUCACCGCUUCGGGCGAUACGGUGACGGCUUCCAAGGACGAGAAUGCGGACCUGUUCUGGGGGAUCCGCGGCGCGGGCCAGAACUUUGGCAUCGUCACCGAGGCGACCUACACCGUGCACGACCAGACCAACGGGGGGUUCGUCACCGAGGCGAACUUCUAUUACACGGCGGCCCAGAACCGAUCGCUGUGGGAGCUGAUUACGACCUUCGAUGACGUGCUGCCUGCCAAGCUGUCGCUGCAAACCGCCAUGCUAUACAAUGCCACGACCGGCACGGCCAGUAUCUGGUUGGCGGCCUGGUACAUUGGUAGCCUCGACGAGGCACAGCCGUACCUGGACCAGUUCACCGCUCUAGAGCCGUUCGCGACGGAGAUGCUUAACUUGACGCAGGUUGAAGUGUACUACCAGUCCGUCACAAGGGGUGUCUGUGAGACAGGCCACACGCUCACUGCCUACACGAUGGGCGUUGGGCGCACCGACCCCGACACCCUCGAGUCCCAUUUCGCUGACUAUGUGGCCUUCUCCCGGGCCAAUCCCUACUACUUUGGCCAGUCAUUCAUGCAGUGGUACAGUAACGGCGUCAACUUGCAGACCCCGAACGACGCGACUGUUUUCCCCUGGCGAGACGUUCAAGCAUGGUGGCUCCUCGAGAAUAUCAUCCUGGACGAUUCCCUAUUGACUGCCGUCGACGACUGGUCCGUGUCCCAACGCGACAAGUUUCAUGCCACCAGCGGCUUCACUGAUGAGCACAUCUAUGUCAACUAUGCCAUUGGCGACGAGGGUCCAGCGGCUUGGUGGUCCGAGGCGAACUUGCCGAAGCUACGAGAACUCAAGGCUAAGUGGGACCCCGAGAACCUGUUCGGAAAGGGCUAUGCUCUGCAGUGA
Diaporthe citri is the source of this 1455-nucleotide messenger RNA. RefSeq lists its product as uncharacterized. The record is from RefSeq and is a predicted model, not a curated record. Gene Ontology annotation, molecular function: FAD binding; oxidoreductase activity. The transcript is spliced from 4 exons. Bases 1 to 1455 code for a protein of 484 amino acids. NCBI's taxonomy places the organism in Eukaryota, Fungi, Ascomycota, Sordariomycetes, Diaporthales, Diaporthaceae.